CACCCAAAACAUUAUGAUUUCCGCUCAACUUUUUGCCAUUUUCUCCGUACUAGUCAUCUCUACUGACGGCCUGCUGGGCAUUAUUGGCUCCAAGCAGGGGGUUACUGUAACUGGAAAGCUUAUUUGUAAUGGACAACCUGCUAGUAAUGUACUUGUCAAGAUGUAUGAGGAUGGAACAUUUUACGAUAGCAAAAUGGGCAGUGUAAAGACUGGAUCAGACGGAACAUUCCGCGUAUCCGGAGAUCAAAAUAAAAUCCGAACAAUCGACCCGAAAGUCAACAUUUACCACAAGUGCAAUUAUAACGGGCUCUGCUCGAAAAAAGUGUCCAUCAACAUUCCAAAAAACGCUGUCGUCAGCGGAAGCGGACAAAAUGCUAGAAAUUAUGACAUUGGAACUAUCAACUUGGCUAACAAGUUCUCUGGAGAAUCUACUGAUUGUAUUCAUUAAAAAUUUGGCUUUAAUAUGUAUAAAAAAUGCAAACAAAUUUGUAUAUUUUGAAAAUUGUUUUAUUUUGAACGGUUAGAAUAUUUUUUCCAAAACAAAAAAAUUUUUUUC
This is a messenger RNA of Caenorhabditis elegans, 556 nucleotides long. It is a transcript of the gene ttr-26, whose product is annotated as Transthyretin-like family protein. The record is from RefSeq and is marked reviewed. Lineage: Eukaryota; Metazoa; Nematoda; Chromadorea; Rhabditida; Rhabditidae. The transcript has 3 exons. Gene Ontology annotation, cellular component: extracellular region; cell surface. Bases 14 to 448 code for a protein of 144 amino acids.